Molecule: messenger RNA, 1080 nt
Organism: Rana temporaria (common frog)
Lineage: Eukaryota; Metazoa; Chordata; Amphibia; Anura; Ranidae
Gene: TNFSF15
Product: TNF superfamily member 15
Exons: 4
Coding region: 274-945 (223 amino acids)
Biological process (GO): immune response
Cellular component (GO): membrane
Molecular function (GO): tumor necrosis factor receptor binding
Source: RefSeq, a predicted model, not a curated record
CCGUUGUUUGAAGGGGGGGGCGGAGAUCUGGUCCUUCCUGGUUGGUUUCGCUCUCGCCCACACACACGCCCUCGUUAUCCUUUCACCUCCUGUGGGACUUUCCUGGCACAACGUCUCCUCCGUCCAGUCGAGUAUCGGGCGUAUCGGUUUGUGGGCGGAGCCGCCCCCCCCCCCCCUCGGGAAUGGGAGGGGCGGACUUUUUUCGGGUGCCUUUAUUUAUCGGUCAAUGGAGGAAGGAAGGAGAAGCUGGUGGUCGGGCGACGUGACGACUCCAUGGAGGGGAACGUGGACGUCGGGGUGGAGAUGCUCCCGGAAGAGGCGACUCGGAGGCUGAUCGGCGCGCAGCGGGCGCAGGACCGGAGGCUCAGGAGGCUCCAAUGGGCCGUCACCGUCUCCUCCCUCGCCCUCCUCGGAUUGUUCUGCCUCACCCUCUACCAGACCUUCGGGAACCUUCCCCCUCCUCCUCCCGGCAAGACUGAAAGGUCCCCUCAGAUGAGCGGAAACCCGAUUUGGAAGGACUUGAAACCAAUGGCUCAUUUAACAGCACCGGGCCCUUAUUUAAAGGCAGAGCCAAAUGAUACUUUUCUACAUUGGCAAUCUAGUAUUGGGUUGGCCUUCGUAAAGGAUGGCAUGAAGUAUGAAAACAAGUCAAUCCACAUUAAAAAAAAUGGAUAUUAUUUUGUCUAUGCUCAAGUGUCCUUGAAGACUCCUCACGAAUCCAACAAAGAUCCUUUUGAAUUGAAGAUCAUAAAGGAGAAUAACAACUACCCUGAGGCGGAGGUUCUUUUCAUUGGAAAAAUACACAAAAACGGACAGCAGACCUACUUGGCUGGCCUUGUUAAUCUACGUAAUGGUGAUCGGCUGAAGGUUAAUGUGUCUUUUAUUGACCAAGUAGACAUCUAUUCUGAACACAAAACUUUUUUUGGUGCCUUCUGGGUUAUGUGAAACUAUCCUGCAGAUGUGAACAGUUUAUCUUCAAGCUUUUUAUUAUAGACUCCGAUGUUAAUUUAUAAGUCAUCUUGCUUAAAGCGGAGUUCCGGCCAUAAUUUCACUUUUUAAAUAUAAAUACCCCUGUAAUAC